Molecule: messenger RNA, 1913 nt
Organism: Acomys russatus (golden spiny mouse)
Lineage: Eukaryota; Metazoa; Chordata; Mammalia; Rodentia; Muridae
Gene: Gprc5b
Product: G protein-coupled receptor class C group 5 member B
Exons: 6
Coding region: 1-1692 (563 amino acids)
Biological process (GO): G protein-coupled receptor signaling pathway
Cellular component (GO): extracellular exosome; signaling receptor complex; plasma membrane
Molecular function (GO): protein kinase binding; protein kinase activator activity; G protein-coupled receptor activity
Source: RefSeq, a predicted model, not a curated record
AUGUGGUCAGGGGACCAGCAGCCCACACGAGGGCUCCAGUUCAGAGCUCGCUGCAUGCAGCUCAACCAGAGUGUGUGUUUAGCUAGGACCCCUCAGGUGAUUCGAAUGCACAACAGGGACGAGGACCCGCUGCCGGUGUGUGCCGGGAGUGUCCCUCUAAGACAGACCCCCGUGGGAAUAUUGCGUCGAAAGUGGCUGAGGAUGUUCCUGAAAACAGAUCAACCCGGGCAACUGUGCUUCUGGACUCCUAAUAGGGAGGAGAUGUCCUCGAAUGCUGCUGCAGCGCGGGCCGGGCCAGGGGGCGCCUCGCGCGGCCGCAGCUCGGAAGGGCGAUGCAGUGAGGCGGGCUCGGCUGGCGUGCGUGCGCGGAGCGGGGGCCGCGGGCUGCUGCAGAGAUGUGACUUGGGCCCAGGGCCAGCAAGAACGUCGGCGCUGCGGGGCCGCGAGGGUCGACCGUUCCUGGUGUCAGAGAGAAAGAUGAGAAGCCAUCAAGUGCUCCCCUUGCCCCUGCUCCUAGUGAUUGCCUCCGUGGCUUCGGAGAACGCCAGCACAUCCCGGGGCUGUGGGCUGGACCUUCUUCCUCAGUACGUGUCCCUGUGCGACCUGGACGCCAUCUGGGGCAUCGUGGUGGAGGCAGUGGCCGGGGCGGGAGCCCUGAUCACACUGCUCUUGAUGCUCAUCCUCCUGGUGAGACUGCCCUUCAUCAAGGACAAGGAAAAGAGGAGGCCUGUGUGCCUCCACUUCCUCUUCCUGCUGGGGACCCUGGGCCUCUUCGGGCUGACCUUCGCCUUCAUCAUUCGGAUGGAUGAGACAAUCUGCUCCAUCCGACGCUUCCUCUGGGGUGUCCUCUUCGCUCUCUGCUUUUCCUGCCUGCUUAGCCAGGCGUGGCGGGUACGGAGGCUGGUGCGCCAGGGCACAAGCCCGGCCGGCUGGCAGCUGGUGAGCCUGGCCCUGUGCCUGAUGCUGGUGCAGGUCAUCAUCGCCACUGAGUGGCUGGUGCUGACUGUGCUGCGUGACACGAAGCCAGCCUGCGCCUACGAACCCAUGGACUUCGUGAUGGCGCUCAUCUACGUCAUGGUGCUGCUGGUCAUCACCCUGGCACAGUCCCUCUUCACGCUCUGUGGCAAGUUUAAGCGGUGGAAGAUGAAUGGAGCCUUCAUCCUCAUCACUACCUUCCUCUCUGUGCUCAUCUGGGUAGUCUGGAUGACUAUGUACCUCUUCGGCAACUCGAUCGUCAAGCAGGGAGAUGCCUGGAGCGACCCCACCUUGGCCAUCACACUGGCAGCCAGCGGCUGGGUCUUCGUCAUCUUCCAUGCCAUUCCGGAGAUCCACUGCACCCUUCUCCCACCCCUGCAGGAGAACCCACCCAACUACUUCGACACUUCACAGCCCAGGAUGCGGGAGACGGCAUUCGAGGAGGACGUGCACCUGCCGAGGGCGUACAUGGAGAACAAAGCUUUCUCAAUGGAUGAACAUAAUGCAGCUCUUCGCUCAGCGGCAGGCUUUUCCAAUGGAAGUUUGGGGAAAAGAUCCUGCGGCAGCCUGGGAAAGAAGCCCAGCAGCUUGGGAAGCCGACCCAGUGCACCAUUCAGAAGCAAUGUGUAUCAGCCGACCGAGAUGGCUGUCGUGCUCAACGGCGGUACUGAAGUGGCUGCCCACCCCCGCUCUCUGGAGUCCUUUGGAGCUUUCUGAUGUCACCAGUGACUCGGUCUGCAAAAGCCCCCUUGUAGAAGGGAGAAGCUGGCAGGAUUGAUGGUUUUCUCUCUAAGCUCUUUGUUGUCCACGUAUAAGGUGAGCACCGUGCAAAUGGCGACGCAGAAAGCAGCGUUUCUGCGCUGUAAAAACAGAACCAUUUUGAGCCACAGGAAACCACCUCAAUUAGUGAGGCCUUUCAGUUUUGCUUCCCUGCCCCC